CUGGAUACUAACUGUGUAAAAUCAGGAUGGGUCUGCCGUACCUGCAAAGCCGCAGAGGCAGUGAUGGAGGCCCAACACUCUGCUAGAGCAACCACAGCCUCACGCAAUACCGUCCGUCUGCGAGACGUCCAGCAACAGCAUCCACCACUGAGUACCCAGGACGCCAUUCCUCAAGAGGUAGAUGAAGGAGAGGAGAUUACUCAGUAUCCCUCCACCAGCCCAUCCCGAUCCCCCUUUAAGCGCCUGCGAGCUCGGAGAAUCGUAGAGAGCUCAUCGUCGGAUGAGGCGGACGAUGAACAAGAAGGCACUCUACGCUCAUUCCGUAUGUCCCGCCGUGCCAGGGCUCAGCCGGUCCAUUCUAGUAUCGCGGAACGCGUCAAACUAUCCAAGGCCGCUACCAGCUCCGCCAGUGCCCGGGAGAGCGCCACGCGUCUAGCACAGGUUCAUCCUCCCCUAGGCGAUGCCGCCCGAGAGUCAUCUGCAUCUGCAUCUGCAUCUGAUAGCAGUGGAUUUCCCCCGUCUGAAGACUUGAGCCCAUCCCUACCGCCGACAUCUACGAACACCGUCCGCAUUGCUGAUCUUGUAAAGGAAGGGAAGGUCAAGGGAUAUAACAUGGAGUUCGGUUCUGGUGCUCCACGUCAUCAGUCAGUGAGCAUUACACUGCCUCUCACCAAAGUAGCGGCCAAGACCCCUCUAGCGAGGCGUGCGUCGUCCCGAUGGGACCGUCAGCCUGCUCCCCAGAUGAGCCAGCAGCCGGCGAACUUGAACGCUCUGCGUGGUGA
This is a messenger RNA of Mytilinidion resinicola, 782 nucleotides long. RefSeq lists its product as uncharacterized. The annotation marks the transcript as partial. Lineage: Eukaryota; Fungi; Ascomycota; Dothideomycetes; Mytilinidiales; Mytilinidiaceae. The transcript has a single exon. The record is from RefSeq and is a predicted model, not a curated record.